Molecule: messenger RNA, 939 nt
Organism: Pseudophryne corroboree (corroboree frog)
Lineage: Eukaryota; Metazoa; Chordata; Amphibia; Anura; Myobatrachidae
Product: antileukoproteinase-like
Exons: 5
Coding region: 230-739 (169 amino acids)
Cellular component (GO): extracellular region
Molecular function (GO): serine-type endopeptidase inhibitor activity
Source: RefSeq, a predicted model, not a curated record
UCUCUUGGUGUUCAGCUAUGGUCCGUUCCACCUGCAUGGUUCACCGGUUGCUGCCUCUAGAAACACUGGUAUGCCUGGGUAGUGUGUGCUGUGUCCUGACCGCUGCUGUGGGAGAAAGUCUUUUCCCAGCAGUGUGACUCUGCAGAAAUGAGUAGCCGGCAGCUGCUGCUCGAGAUGCCCUAGUUGUGUGUGUAGUGCUGCUGCUGGAGGUAGCCUGGCUGUGUGCGGAAUGCUGCUGCGGGAUAUGUCCGUGUCCUGGCUGUGCAGGGAGCACCUGGGAUGUCUCCUGGGUCACACACAUCUCCAGCACUCAGACAUGUCUCCAGUAACCGGCUCCUUCCUGCUGCUCGUCCUGUGCUGUGUCGGCAUCUCAGCAAAUGGGGAUGCCCCAAAUACAGAACCAGAUAAGAAUAAGCUACGUCCUGGUAAUAAGCCAGGAGAGUGCAUGAAGGUGCCAUUCCAUUCCAGAUUUGUAUGUCCACAUAACCCUAAUUACACCAAGCCUGAGUGUGGAAGUGACUGGGACUGUGAUGGUAACCAGAAGUGCUGCUCCUACCUCUGUCGCAAGCAAUGCAGAAAUCCUGUGGAGAAACCUGGAAGCUGCCCAAUUCCAUUUACAAGAUGUGCGGGCCCCCCUCCUCGUGGAGACUGCACCACAGACAGCCAGUGUGGCGGCACCAAGAAAUGUUGCACCCCGUAUUGUACACAGACAUGCGUGGAGCCCCUGAAGCCUGAAUAAGGAAAUAAUUCCAGUGUUAUCAGUAGCCAAUAGGGUCCCUGAUGUCACAUGACCCUGCGGUCCCGGACGCUCUGUACCUGCAGAUUGGGGGCACCGGGAACAGAUUAUGGAUGAUAAAUGUACAUUGAUUCACAGUAACGGCUCAUUGUAUUGUGAGUGAUGUCCAAUGUAAAUGUAAUAAAAUGAGUUUAAAGCGUCAA